Messenger RNA from Selaginella moellendorffii, 667 nucleotides. RefSeq names its product histone H2B.2. Gene Ontology annotation, cellular component: nucleosome. The record is from RefSeq and is a predicted model, not a curated record. The transcript has a single exon. Gene Ontology annotation, molecular function: DNA binding; protein heterodimerization activity; structural constituent of chromatin. Gene Ontology annotation, biological process: nucleosome assembly. Lineage: Eukaryota; Viridiplantae; Streptophyta; Lycopodiopsida; Selaginellales; Selaginellaceae. Bases 125 to 550 code for a protein of 141 amino acids.
AUUGGCGAGCAAUCUUCCUGGUGUGUGCGAGAGGAGUAAGUGGUAGCGCUAGCUCUCAAAUCAGUAGGCAGAGCCUCUCUUUCUCUCUGUCUCUCUCUCUCUCGGAUUCCCAAGCGGCGGAGCGAUGGCCAAGGCAGCGGAGAAGAAGCCUGUAGCUGAGAAGGUCCCAGCGGAGAAGAAGGCGGCGGAGAAGAAGCCGCGGGCGGAGAAGAAGACCCCGGCCAAGGAUCCAUCGGCGGCGGCGGACAAGAAGAAGCGCAAGAUGAAGAAGAGCGUGGAGACGUACAAGAUGUACAUAUACAAGGUACUCAAGCAGGUCCACCCCGAGACGGGCAUUUCGAGCAAGGCCAUGGGGAUCAUGAACAGCUUCAUCAACGACAUCUUCGAGAAGCUAGCGCAGGAGGCCUCGAGGUUGGCUCGCUACAACAAAAAGCCCACAAUCACCUCGCGGGAGAUCCAGACGGCGGUUCGUCUCAUCCUUCCCGGCGAGCUCGCCAAGCAUGCCGUGUCCGAAGGGACCAAGGCCGUCACCAAGUUCACGAGCUCUUGAGCUUGUUCUUCCUGGAACUCGAGUAGCUUUUGCCUCUCCUUUCUUUUUCCUAUUAAUCUAAGUGUCGUUGUAACUCCUGUAUACUUGAUCUUCAAUGGUGAAACUUUUUUUUUCCAA